UCAAAUUUUUUCAUCAAACCCUGUAUUAUGACUUAGGACACUAAAUAGGACAGCUGUUGGACUUGCUCUUAAUCCGGUAAUUUGUGCUUGAUGGGUUGUUCUUAUUAGCUCAAAGUUUUGAAAUUUAAGAAUUUUAAGCAAGUCCUUUGCUUGUUGCAAGUCAGGUAGGGUCUGAACUCUAAAUUCUUUUAGCCUGUGGAAUUUGUUGGUAAUAGAGAGAGAGGGAGGGAGAGGGAGAGAGGAGGGAGAGGGAGAGAGAGGGAGAGGGAGGGAGGGAGAGAGAGAGGAGGGAGAGAGAGAGAGAGAGAGAGAGAGAGAGAGAGAGAGGGGUGAGAGAGAAAUGGAGAGAAAGAGAGAGACCUACUUGCCCUUCUGGAAUUCUUAAAAGAGAUGAGAAGUGAAGUUUGAAGGAGGGAAGGGAGGAGUUGAACUUGACCCAUUUGGGUAUCUUGAGAUAAUGAGAUUCCUUUAAUUAAUUAGUAGCCCUCUGGAUAUUAAUAGAGAUGAGAAGUGAAGUUUGGAGAUGGGGUUUAGGUUUGAGUUACAUAGUGUCGGUUGCAAUUAUUUGGAUUGCUUCUAGUUUUGUAGUUCAAUCAGUUGUUGAUUCUGGGGUUUCGCCAUUUCUUAUUACCUAUACAUGUAAUUCAUUGUUUGUGGUUUAUUUACCCCUAGUGGAAAUUGGACGGUGUUUGAAAGAUAUGUAUGGUAGCUUAGUUUUCUGGAGAAAAGAUGGUAGUUUGCUCAAGCGGCAAGGGUCUGAAGAGGCUGUUCUUCUUAGCGGAAGUGAUAGUAAUUAUCAAGUUGAGAGUUUGAAUCAAGACGAGGUUGAAGAGAAAUCAGAACCUUUUAAUUGCGAUGGUAUUGUGGUAGGGACAUUAGAAUCGGAUCAAACUGAUACAUAUGAAAAUGUUGAUGAUGGUCUGGAUGAGAGAGGACGGUGGACUCGGAUUAGGGUGGCAAAAGUCAGCCUGUUAAUAUGCCCAUUUUGGUUUCUCGCACAACUUACAUUCAAUUUUUCCCUAAAAUAUACUACAGUCACGUCUAACACCAUCCUAAGCAGUGCUUCAAGUCUUUUCACGUUCCUUGUCUCUCUGGCGUUUUUGGGUGAGACAUUCACUUUGGUAAAGCUGAUUAGCGUCCUUCUUUGCAUGGGAGGAACAAUUAUUGUUAGUUUGGGAGACUCAGAAUCAGGAUUGAGAGAUGUUGCCUCAAACCCUCUUCUUGGGGAUAUCCUUGCUCUUAUAUCUGCUGCAUUAUAUUCUGUGUAUAUUACACUUAUUCGUAAGCAUAUACCUGACGAUGACGUUGGAAAUUACGGACAUGUUAGUAUGGCACAAGUCCUUGGAUUUCUUGGGCUGUUCAACCUUUUGAUUUUUCUUCCUGUUGCACUGGUACUUAAUUUCACCAAGUUGGAGCCUUUUAGUAUGCUCACAUGGAAGCAGUUUGGCCUGAUUGUCGGAAAAGGUUUGAUAGACAAUGUUUUAAGCGAUUACCUAUGGGCCAAGGCUGUUCUUCUCACGACGACAACAGUAGCAACAGCAGGACUCACAAUUCAAGUUCCUUUAGCUGCUCUUGUUGAUUCAGUGACAGGAAAUGCACCGCAUGCUAUGGAUUAUGUAGGGGCUGCUGCUGUCUUGGUCGGUUUUGUGGGCAUUAACAUCCCGUCAGACACAUUCUCAAGAUCCCCAGUAUCACUUGAAUAAUGCUUAUUACUCGUCUACUAAUCAAGAACACCUUGAAGAAAAUCUACAAAGCAUUCGUCAAUUCUGUUGAAUUUGUAUUAUUGCAGGAAUUUUUGCCCGUUCUGUUUUAUCUUUCUAUCAAAUUUUCUGCAAAUGUACUUGAUGUAUUCACAUCCUCAAUGUAUAUAUUAAUCCAAAGAUCACAAAUUACUGAACAAUAAAUCUUGAUCAUUGUAAGAGCCUAUUUGAUUGGAAUUAAAAUUAUGAUUAAUGUUUUAUCACGAUUUUUCGUGGUAAGUGUGUA
Daucus carota subsp. sativus is the source of this 1986-nucleotide messenger RNA. RefSeq lists its product as uncharacterized. Lineage: Eukaryota; Viridiplantae; Streptophyta; Magnoliopsida; Apiales; Apiaceae. The coding region runs from base 504 to 1703 and encodes 399 amino acids. Gene Ontology annotation, molecular function: transmembrane transporter activity. Gene Ontology annotation, biological process: transmembrane transport. The record is from RefSeq and is a predicted model, not a curated record. The transcript is spliced from 3 exons. Gene Ontology annotation, cellular component: membrane.